CGACGAAUACUUUCCGACGUCUAGAGCUCAGUUAUUCUCUCUGACGGCUGGCUUGUGUGGCUCAUGCUACAGUUUUGUGACUACCAGUCUCAGAGACAAUUGUCGUGCUUUACUUUCACCUCGGAAUCUCGACGUUCUUCCUCCCUUCUACUGUAUCUCAGAUGCCAUGAAAGCAAAGGCAUGCACAACCUGUCGUCAGCGAAAACUGAAAUGUGAUGCUCCUCAAAAAUUUCCUGAAAGCUGCUCAAGAUGCAACAAGUUGAAGACAGCCUGCGUAUUCGAUGCAAACUUCAAACGAGUCUCCAGGCAGCAUCGGCUACAUCAGGUCGAACAAGAAUUGCGUAGUAUUCGACAAGCACAUGGGUCCGAAACCAAGCGCACAAUUGCAACCAAUAUUCUAAACGCAACUUUCAGCCAUGAGAGCGACGACCUGUUUGAGCCUUGUCAAAGCAACAAGCAAAUAGGCAAUGUUCAUAUGGCAGCGAAUCAAGUGACCGAUGUUUUCAGGUUGUUUUUUGAAAAGCUACAUGUAUACCUGCCUUUCCGCAUGAAUCGAUCCAUCGAAACUAUUCAUGAAGAGUGUCCGCUGUUGUUCUGGGCCAUCAUAGCGGUGACCAGUCGUGAUCAGGUCAUUUUGAAGGACCUUAUUCCUCUAGUCAAGCAAUUGGUGUCGGAAAUUACGCUCAAGGCUGCUCGCAGCGUCGAGAUUGUGCAAGCACUGCUCGUUCUUUGUAUGUGGCCAUUUCCGUAUUAUACACAAUUGGAAGAUCCAUCUUUCAUCUACAGCGGCAUAGCUACCCACAUCGGCCUUCAAACCGGCUUGCAUCGACCCGAAUAUGCGUUCGAAUUCAGCUCGAAGCGAGAUGUGCUUCGCUCCAGUAGCCAGGUACGACGAACAACUUGGAUAGCUUGCUUUAUCGUCAGUCAAAUACAAGCUUCAGCACGCGGCGUUCCUACCACUAUCCCAUUAGAUUAUAGUCUACUGGUAUCACUGGACCACGCCGACACACCAGUUUACCUCGCUCAAUUGGGCCAAAUAUCUAGGCUCACCGCUACCUUCAGUGCGACAAUUGGGUUUAAUGCCCAUAAUCUGCAUGGCUUGAUCGAUCCAUCCGAGCGAAUGAAUAUGAUCAAGCUGUACGAUCGAGAAUUCUCCUAUUUAAAAUCUAACAAGCUUCGAGAGAUGGAUCAGAGUAUGGAAGUCAUCUUUCUGGGCUCUCAGUUACAGCUCUUUAGCUUUGCACUGCAUGACGAUAUGCCUGAUUCGUUGGAUUUGAUCGAAAUUGUGCACAAAGCAGAAACAGUGGCGUGUAGGCUCAUUCAGUUGGUAUCCCAAUCCGAGUUACAGUUCGUCCCGGUCCAGUGGUCUCGCUCAGUCAUCCUUGCUGCCGUCAUGCUGCUCAAGAUUUUGAAAUCGCCACACGUCGGCGAUAGCCAUCUGAUCAACAAUCAAGUCACCUUGGCACAUCAGAUAUUUACCUUGAUCACCAAAGAUGAGGACGACGGCAGUCAAAGAUCAGAUCGAUUGCUACUACUAUUCUCUGUGCUGGAAGACAAGAAGAAAUGGCCACCGGUGCAAUGCCGACUGACGGCGUCGCUGGUGUAUGACGCCAUUCGAGUAUCCAAGGAAUAUUAUGAAGAAGUUCUAGACAACAUUGUGAACUCAAGCGACCCAUCACUCACUACUUUGGAAACACAUUCACUUGAUAAUUUUAAUCCCACAAGAUAUUGAAUUUUAACAGGAAUAAGAUUUUUACUGGAGAUGGUUUACAGUGCAAGAAACAUAUGGAUCAUAGUGUGAAAAAGAAGUCGGGAUGAGCAUUACCGAUUUCCUCAAAGCUUUUGUCUCUGUUCACGCUUGCUU
This is a messenger RNA of Umbelopsis ramanniana AG, 1864 nucleotides long. RefSeq lists its product as uncharacterized. The record is from RefSeq and is a predicted model, not a curated record. Gene Ontology annotation, biological process: regulation of DNA-templated transcription; DNA-templated transcription. Gene Ontology annotation, molecular function: DNA-binding transcription factor activity, RNA polymerase II-specific; transcription cis-regulatory region binding; zinc ion binding. The transcript has a single exon. NCBI's taxonomy places the organism in Eukaryota, Fungi, Mucoromycota, Umbelopsidomycetes, Umbelopsidales, Umbelopsidaceae. The coding region runs from base 167 to 1732 and encodes 521 amino acids. Gene Ontology annotation, cellular component: nucleus.